Messenger RNA from Gadus macrocephalus (Pacific cod), 1661 nucleotides. It is a transcript of the gene ctsd, whose product is annotated as cathepsin D. The record is from RefSeq and is a predicted model, not a curated record. The coding region runs from base 82 to 1281 and encodes 399 amino acids. NCBI's taxonomy places the organism in Eukaryota, Metazoa, Chordata, Actinopteri, Gadiformes, Gadidae. Gene Ontology annotation, cellular component: lysosome. Gene Ontology annotation, biological process: proteolysis. The transcript has 9 exons. Gene Ontology annotation, molecular function: aspartic-type endopeptidase activity.
ACAAGUCGAACUGCUCGGUCAUUGUGUAGCAUUGCGCUCCGGGCUUUUUAAUUUAUCUGUUUGGUCUACUGUGAUUUUAAAAUGAGAGUGUUAUCCUUGCUUACUUUUGCUGCUCUAGCCCUGAUCAGCCAUGCACUUAUUCGAAUCCCCUUGAAGAAAUUCCGCUCCAUCCGAAGACAACUGACGGACUCCGGGAGGACAUCAGAGGAGCUCCUGGCUCCCAAACACUCCCUCAAGUACAACUUUGGCUUCCCCUCCAGUAACGCACCCACUCCAGAAACCCUGAAGAACUUCUUCGACGCCCAGUAUUACGGAGAGAUCGGUCUAGGCACUCCCCCUCAGAUCUUCACUGUGGUGUUCGACACAGGCUCAUCCAAUCUGUGGGUUCCCUCAAUUCACUGCGCCUUCACAGACAUCGCCUGCUGGCUGCACCACAAGUACAACUCUGCUAAGUCCAGCACGUACGUGAAAAAUGGCACAGAAUUUGCCAUCCAGUACGGAUCUGGCAGCUUGUCUGGCUACCUCAGUCAGGAUACGUGCACAAUUGGAGACCUAUCCAUUGACAAACAGGUUUUCGGAGAGGCCAUCAAGCAGCCAGGCAUAGCCUUCAUUGCUGCGAAGUUUGAUGGCAUCCUUGGCAUGGCUUACCCACGCAUCUCAGUGGAUGGGGUGGUGCCAGUGUUUGAUAGCCUCAUGGCCCAGAAGAAGGUGGACCAGAAUGUUUUCUCCUUCUACCUCAACAGGAACCCGGACUCUGAGCCCGGUGGUGAGCUGCUGCUGGGAGGAACCGACCCCAAGUACUACACUGGAGACUUCAACUACGUCAACGUCAGCCGCCAGGCCUACUGGCAGAUCCACAUGGACGGGAUGGGAGUGGGUAGCCAAUUGAGCCUGUGCAAGGGGGGCUGUGAAGCCAUUGUGGACACCGGCACGUCCCUCAUCACGGGCCCCGCGGAGGAGGUCCGGGCCCUGCAGAAGGCCAUCGGGGCCACGCCCAUCAUCCAGGGAGAGUACAUGGUGAGCUGUGACAAGAUCCCCACGCUGCCCGUCAUCACCUUCACCGUGGGCGGACAGUCCUACUCCCUGACGGGAGAGCAGUAUGUCCUCAAGGAAAGCCAAGGGGGUAAAACCAUCUGUCUGAGCGGCUUCAUGGGCCUGGACAUCCCUGCCCCGGCCGGGCCCCUGUGGAUUCUGGGAGAUGUAUUCAUUGGCCAAUAUUACACCGCCUUCGACCGCGAUAACAACAGAGUGGGCUUUGCUAAAGCUAAGUCAACUAAGUAAACUUUUGAAAGUACACAGAUGACAUCUAUUAUUACUGCACAUGCUACUGCGGCUUCGGAAUCCUCCCAAUUACAAUUGGUCUGUGUGGAUUGAAAUGCACUGAUUUUAACAUUGCAUUGCGUUGUGUAUUUGUAGUCCCAGCAGAGCGUUAACGGAUGGAAUGUGUGCUUAUGUUGUGUGUUGGGUGUAUCUGAUUAGGGAUGCUCGGAUUUCUACUGUCCGUUUUAAGUUUAGAAUAUCGGUGUGUUUAGUUUUUUUGAAAUCAGGGACCUGUUUUAGGCAAUUGAACACUUUAAAUUGUAAUCUACUUUAUGCAAGGUGAUUAGAUGGCUUGCUUUGAUUUUAUUGUAAUUGGCUUCAAAUAAAAACUGUUGAAGACA